Arachis duranensis is the source of this 1821-nucleotide messenger RNA. RefSeq lists its product as uncharacterized. The record is from RefSeq and is a predicted model, not a curated record. The transcript is spliced from 2 exons. Lineage: Eukaryota; Viridiplantae; Streptophyta; Magnoliopsida; Fabales; Fabaceae. The coding region runs from base 1 to 1821 and encodes 606 amino acids.
AUGGCAAGUGAGGAGGAGAGUGUUCUUGCCUUAGUGCAUUGCUCUGGGAAAAUUAAAAAAAGCAAAAGCCAUGGUGUGAAGUUCACAGACAAAGAACCAUUGAGUGUGUUCAUCAGUUCGUCAAGCACUUUGUUAGAUCUAAAGAACAGCAUCUUGCAGAAGCUUGGCGUCUUUGGUACGAAGUGGGUGAAGAAGCUAUUCUACAAGAUUCCCAUCGCAGUUGUCUCGACGGGUGUUCAGUAUGAUACCUUUGUGCUAGCGGCUGAUGAAGAUAUUAGGGUUCUGUUCCAUUGUGUUAGGAGUUUUCCAGAGAUUCGAAUUCACGAGUUGUUUGCGAAGUUGGAGGUUGGUGUCGAUAGUUUUGGGGCAUCAGCUCCAUUUCAUAGCUCGACUGCUGCGGGAGGUGCGUCUAGUUCGAUGCCUGCGGUCAGACCGUAUCUUCCGCCAGUGGGUUCCCCUACGUUCGCGCCUGAUUUAGAGCGAACGGUGGUUGUUGGUUCUGUACAGUUGGAGAAUGAAGGAAUCUUUGAGCAGCCUGAUGUCGUGGGCACCGGUGGUUGCCAGUUACCUUAUAUGGAAGGCUUUGGUGAACCUGAUAGAGUAGAGAAUGCAAUGUGUGACGAUGACUCUGACCAGGAGCCUGUCGAUAUCAUCAGGGACAGCGACGACGACACAGGUGCCAAUCUACAUGCGCAGCAUGGUCCUUCAAGUUCUGCUUCUCAACAGUACCCUCCACACUUCUCCACACUAAACUUGGAGGUUCUUGGUCAACAGGAGGACGGUGGUAACACGGUCGGGGGCUCUUCUACAGAAUUUCAGAUUGGGCAAUCUUUCCAGAAUAAAGAUGAGGCUUUGUUGAGUGUGAAGGACUAUAGCAUCCGGCGAGGUGUUGAGUACAGAGUCAUCGAAUCAGAUCAUCUGAAGUAUCAUGAAAAAUGCAAGCAAUUCGGCAAGGGUUGUACUUGGUUGAUUCGCGUUGUGCUGCGUGCACAAAAGGGCACUUGGGAGGUUAGGAGGUACAACGGGCCACACACAUACUUGGCAACCUCUAUUUCCAGUGAUCACCGUCAGCUGGAUUACCACGUUAUCUGUGCGAGGAUUCUUCCGUUGGUUAGGGCAGAUGCUGCAGUUACGGUAAAGGUACUACAACAAGCUACAGAAGUCGAUUAUGGUUUCAGGCCUAGUUAUAGGAAGGUUUCGAUGGCGAAGCAGAAGGCAGUGGCACAAAUAUAUGGAGAUUGGGAAGAGUCGUACGCGGAGUUGCCACGUUGGAUGCUAGAAGUACAGUCAACAAUGGCCGGAACAAUAACCGUGUUGAAGACCUCUCCUGUUCGUCUUCGUGGUGAGGUUGAUGAGUCGACGGUGUACUUUCACCGAUUAUUCUGGACAUUCCCACCCUGUAUCGAGGCAUUCCGUCAUUGCAAGCCCCUCGUCAGUAUUGACGGUACCCACUUGUAUGGCAAGUAUAGAGGGACACUGCUGUUGGCGAUAGCGCAGGAUGGGAACUCCAACAUCCUCCCCAUUGCAUUAGCCCUUGUGGAAGGAGAAAAUGCAGAGUCGUGGCAUAACGGGAUCAAGGCAGCGCUUGAGGCACCUGAGACUGGGUGGCUGCCUCCACGUGCUUUCCGAGCGUACUGUAUUCGGCAUGUGGCAGCAAAUUUUGCCCUAACUUUCAAAGGUAAAGAUUCAAGGAGGAUGUUAGUGAAUGCUGCCUACGCAAAGACUGAAGUAGAGUUUUAUUACUGGUUUGACAUCAUGCGGACUGAGAAUCCAGCAAUGUGUGAAUGGGCCAAUCGGAUGGAGUACGACAAAUGGACCUAA